Rotaria sp. Silwood1 is the source of this 345-nucleotide messenger RNA. Lineage: Eukaryota; Metazoa; Rotifera; Eurotatoria; Philodinida; Philodinidae. The record is from the annotation of a GenBank genome assembly.
AUGAAAACUUUAUUUUGGUCACGUACUGUUCAUUUAACUUUGAGUGUACAAUAUCCAUUUGAAAUUAUAAUCAUUCUUCAAAAUGGUGCUAUACCACUUCUGGAACAUUUAAGUAUAACAUUUGAACAAGAACAAUACGAAGAGAAACCUUAUUUAAAAAAGCAGCAACCACACAUUCAAUUCUGUCAAUCUGAUAUUCAUCGAAUGACUGAUGCUACUAAACUUCAGACUCUUCUAUUACGUCAUUUGGCUCUCAAUCAACUUAUAAUAUUACUCAAUUCUCUCAAUAUGCCUUUAUUGAAGAAAUUAACGCUUGUUGAUAUAUUCGAUGAAAGUAGGUUAUAA